CAGGUCAGGUAACGAAACUCCCGUUAUUUUUCGUUAUUUACUGACAGUGAUUCCUAGUGUUUGGUUGUCAUACGUGGAGUAAAGGUGAAAGUUCGACAUAGCAUGACUUAUGAAAAAAUUACUUCGUUUUUUGUGAUUUUUAAUGAAACUGUGACUUUUUUAUGACCGUUUACGUAAAAGAAUGCGUGAAUUUUACCACAUAAACGUUUAAAGGGGGUUGAUAUAUUUGUGAGACUUUCAGAUAUGUGAUUAGACGCGUGCGAUUUCAUAAAAAAGUUUUCAAAGUUUGGCGUAAUGGUUUAUGGAACGAUGAAACUCACGGGGAUUGAAACGAGAAGCUUAGUUAAACGUUAUUGUUGACAAGCUCACAAAAAAGAGGGAACGGUCGAAAUAAAAAGGUCGAUGUGGCAAUUAUUGUCCCGUUUCGACCUCAUGGCAAAUGCGUCAGGAUGAAAAUUCAAUUUUCGGUGGAGGCAUAUAUCAUGGCAUGCUGGACCACCACACUUAUCAUAGUUACCAAUUCAGGAAUCUCGACUGCUAAUCCUGAUGCCAAAAGGCUUUACGAUGAUCUCCUUUCAAACUACAAUAAACUGGUCAGGCCCGUCGUCAACGUAACUGACCCUUUGACUGUCAAAAUUAAGCUCAAACUUUCACAACUUAUUGAUGUGAAUCUUAAAAACCAGAUAAUGACGACAAACCUGUGGGUCGAACAAUCGUGGUACGAUUACAAACUUAAAUGGGACCCACGGGAGUAUGGAGGGGUUGAAAUGCUUCAUGUACCAUCAGACCAUAUUUGGCGUCCAGAUAUAGUUCUUUAUAACAAUGCUGACGGCAACUUCGAAGUAACAUUAGCUACAAAAGCCACCCUCAAUUUCACUGGAAGGGUGGAUUGGAAGCCACCAGCGAUAUACAAGUCUUCUUGCGAAAUCGAUGUUGAAUAUUUCCCUUUCGACGAGCAAACCUGUGUCAUGAAAUUUGGCUCGUGGACAUACGAUGGCUUUCAGGUUGAUUUGCGGCAUGUUGAUGAGAUAAGGGGUUCAAGUGUUGUAGAUGUUGGGAUAGAUUUAAGUGAAUUUUACACGUCUGUCGAAUGGGACAUCCUGGAGGUGCCUGCAAUAAGAAACGAAAAGUUCUACACAUGCUGUGACGAACCGUAUUUAGACAUCACCUUCAACAUAACAAUGCGAAGAAAGACGCUAUUUUACACUGUCAAUUUAAUUAUUCCUUGUAUGGGAAUAUCGUUUUUGACUGUCCUAGUUUUCUAUUUACCAAGCGAUAGUGGAGAAAAGGUGAGCUUAUCCAUCUCAAUUCUCCUAUCACUUACUGUGUUCUUCCUACUUUUGGCUGAAAUUAUUCCUCCAACGUCACUGGUGGUUCCUCUCUUGGGAAAAUUUGUUCUUUUCACGAUGAUUUUGGACACGUUUAGUAUAUGUGUUACGGUGGUUGUAUUAAAUGUUCACUUCCGGUCUCCUACAACCCAUGAAAUGGCACCAUGGGUAAGGAGAGUGUUCAUCCAUGUUCUUCCACGACUUCUAGUUAUGAGAAGACCUCAUUACCAAUUGGAUAGACUAAGAAGGUUUGAAUUGGGAAGACUUUCUGCUUGCAACGGUUAUGAACUCCAUAGCUGCGACGACGGAAACGGCGACGAUGGGGUUUUUCCUAGUGACGGCUCCAGGGAUGAACUAACUCGUGGUGAAAUUGGUCCUGCCACCUGUCGUAUCCACGGCGUAAAUCCACCACCGCCGCCCCCAUCGUCGUGGAAAAAGUGCCCAGAAGUUCACAAAGCCAUCGACGGGCUUUGCUUCAUUGCAGACCAUACUCAAAGGGAGGAAGAUUCGACGCGAGUAAAAGAAGAUUGGAAAUAUGUGGCUAUGGUUUUGGACAGACUAUUUCUGUGGAUAUUUACCCUUGCUGUACUUGUUGGAACGGCUGGGAUUAUUCUACAAGCCCCUACCCUGUAUGACGAUCGUAUGCCAAUUGAUGUGCGCUUAUCAGAAAUCGCUUCGACAACGGCUAAACCCCAUGUGGUCACACCGAUUUAAUUGCCCUGCAUUAGAUUCUAUACGACGAAAGAUCGUAGUUUGAAUUUUGUUUCGGAUCUGGGUAUUUCUCGUUCGUUUUUUA
This is a messenger RNA of Agrilus planipennis (emerald ash borer), 2124 nucleotides long. It is a transcript of the gene nAChRa3, whose product is annotated as acetylcholine receptor subunit alpha-like. The transcript has 11 exons. Gene Ontology annotation, molecular function: acetylcholine-gated monoatomic cation-selective channel activity; transmembrane signaling receptor activity. Gene Ontology annotation, biological process: nervous system process; chemical synaptic transmission; signal transduction. Bases 450 to 2042 code for a protein of 530 amino acids. Lineage: Eukaryota; Metazoa; Arthropoda; Insecta; Coleoptera; Buprestidae. The record is from RefSeq and is a predicted model, not a curated record. Gene Ontology annotation, cellular component: synapse; postsynaptic membrane; neuron projection.